Molecule: messenger RNA, 405 nt
Organism: Aspergillus fischeri NRRL 181
Lineage: Eukaryota; Fungi; Ascomycota; Eurotiomycetes; Eurotiales; Aspergillaceae
Exons: 2
Coding region: 1-405 (134 amino acids)
Source: RefSeq, a predicted model, not a curated record
AUGGCUCGUUUCAGCUUGUCCUUCCUUGCUCUCUGCUUCUUCCUGGCCCUCGUAGUCUCGGCCUUGCCCGCCAAGCGUGACGACGACGAUUUGGAUGCCGGUGAUGCCGUUGCAGCGGCUCUCAGUGCUCUCAGGGCCUUUGAGAAUGUGGAUAAGGAGACGACCGGCAUCCCUGAUAAGGCCUCGGCUGCUCAUGGAGCCAAUGUGAAGGAGGCAACCACAACGCCGCAGCCCAUCCCAUCGGGCACUCGCAGCACUGUGCAGACCCCCGCCGCUGCCAGCAGCUCUGCUGCUGCUGCUCCGAAGAAGAAGCAGGGCAGCACAAACCCGCUCUCGCACAUUCCCAUCAUUGGAGGUGUGUUGGGAGGUGGCGAGGGUCUGGGAAGCCUUCUGCCAACUCGGUAG